UUUACACUCUGCCAUGAAAUGCAAACUCAAUUUGAUCCAAUACGAAUAAAGAAAAUACCGUGUAAUGGAUGUCGAGAAAAGAAAAGGAAAUGUUCCUACGGACAACCCUGUGCAAGAUGUGCUAAAAGUGGUGCAGAAUGCACUUAUACAAUUAUGCCUUCCCCGAAAGACCUCGAAUAUAUGCAAGAAUUAGAGUUCAUGAAUCAAAUCGAUCAACUUCAACAACAACUCAACUCGAUGGAAGCCGAGAUUAGCAUAUUAAAACUAGAAAAAGACACUAAAGACAUAAUUCAGGGCUAUCCUUCACCUGAAUCCAUUGGCCCUGAUUUUGUGUCUCAUACAAAAGAUAACUCGAAAAAUAUGCAACUGAUAUACAAUGCUUCACCUCCAACAUCCCCAACCACCACGCACGAUUUAUUCGAAAAUAAGUAUAUCUUUCAUACCAACAAUAAUCUUCAGAUUGAACUUGCCAAACCUGUUGAUCAGAAAACACAACCAUGGCGUUUGACAAUCCAUAAUGGCACAAUGACCAUUGAGACGGACAUCACAACUCAUUCUGAUUUAAUAACAAGUAUGAACAGCAUGUUGCCUUCAGCUAUCUAUCAACAACAAACAGAUAAACUACCAUUUCCUUUUAAUAUUAUUCCCACUGAACGAAGAGAUGCCACCAACCGUGUGAUUCGUAUUUUGAUCUGGCAAAAAUAUGGCAAAUCAAGGUUCAAGAGUCUAACAAAAUAUACGCCUGCACUGAUGCAUUAUGAACCACCACGCCAAGUGACAACUCAAGUCAUGCCAGCGGAACAAUUAGCACCCCUUAUGAUGCGUAUGCUUUAUAUCUAUUUUGGCUGUCUUCAUAUAAAUCAUUUUUGUGUUUAUGUGUCUGGAUUUAUCAGGCUGUUUAUGAAGAGCAAAGACCAGGUAUUGCAAUCACCCGCUGUCUUGUCCAUGUGCUCUGUGAUUUGCCAUCAACACUGUAAGCAUAUCAUGAAGAUCAUGCCAGUCGAAGUGUCUUCUGAAUACGGUCUAUUCUUUUUUGAGCAAGCUCGCGACUUGGUAGCAGAUCGCUUUGAUGAAGUGAGUCUGGAAACACUGAUUACUUAUACUUUUAUGGCUCUGUACAAGACAAAGACUAAAGCAGAUCAAGAGGCACAAGACUAUCUCUGUAUAGCUGAACGUAUUCGCACCCUAUUGUUGCCGCAGUAUGGAUGGAAACCUGAAUACAAUAGCACAAACGUAUCAGAUGAAGUCAUGACGUUUGACCGUAUCAGUGAUUGUAUUCAACAUAUCCGCACUGUCCUAGAACUCCAUUAUGUUAUGCAGAAGGUGACCAAAUUCAAAAAGGCUAAAGCGCAUGGUGUGCUUGAAUUGAUUGAUAAUCAUGAUAUUCGACCUAAGCAUAUUGGUCCUGAUGAUACAGAGCAAGAGAAAAAAGCCAUUCGACUUGGUACCUAUACCACACAACUUCGUGAAGCAAUCAAACAAACCGCAGAUUGUGCCGCUGCUCAAGACCUGCCUACGUAUAUCAGUGUCUUUGGUCACCAAAUCGAGAUGGCCAUGCGACAUUGGUAUCGCUCUGUUCUUCCUCAAGAAUUUCGACUCUCUUUACCUUUAUUUGAUGAUAUGAUACCCGAUUUUGAAUUUUUUACUGUCCUGGAGAUAGAAUGUGGCAGUGAUCCUUAUCCUCUUAUUGCCGCCAUUGCUCUUUACAACGAAUAUCUUAUUAUGGCUAAAUCCUGUGUGCCCAAAACCCCUUUGGAUCCUAAACUCAACCCUGAGGAGAUUGUGUGUCGGUUAAAAGAAGUGAUAAACAAGCCCAAUCAAAUCGAUACUAGUUUGCCUCAUCGAGAACGUCGAUGGUUAAUCCAUUUCAUGCAAAAACUACGCCAUUUGCGUCAACACCGCCAAGACUUCUUUACAGAAGACGAACUCGAAGAAUCAGAAGAAGAGUUCAUGACACGCUUUAUACGUGCACUCGACCUUUCCAAAGUCAAUUUUGAUAUGCCACUGAUUCAUACUUCCGUCAGAGUCGCACUGAAUAUGGUUCGUCUUAUCCAGUUUUUACUCACGCGGGAAUAUUCUUGCCGUCUGGAUCUUAGAUGGGUGAUGAAUGCAUGGGAUAUUCUUUUAAGAGCCGCUGCAUUUAGAUAUCAGCAGCCAGAUGAUCCAUCAGUUACACUAGAUCGUAUCCGAGCUAAUUUGAUAUUGUGUCUUGAAUUUAUACGAGAUAAUGUAGAUCUUGCAAGAAAAGAUCCUUCAGGCGAAUUCAUGGCGCAAAUACAACAACAGUUUGAUAAGUCUUUUAUGUAG
Molecule: messenger RNA, 2307 nt
Organism: Gilbertella persicaria
Lineage: Eukaryota; Fungi; Mucoromycota; Mucoromycetes; Mucorales; Choanephoraceae
Exons: 2
Coding region: 19-2307 (762 amino acids)
Biological process (GO): regulation of DNA-templated transcription
Cellular component (GO): nucleus
Molecular function (GO): DNA-binding transcription factor activity, RNA polymerase II-specific; zinc ion binding
Source: RefSeq, a predicted model, not a curated record